Molecule: messenger RNA, 2346 nt
Organism: Cetraspora pellucida
Lineage: Eukaryota; Fungi; Glomeromycota; Glomeromycetes; Diversisporales; Gigasporaceae
Source: the annotation of a GenBank genome assembly
AUGUAUACACCCGCUAUCGCUGGGGAGUGCUGUACAGAAUGUUGCCCGGUCGCAGCAGCAGAAGCAGCACAAGCUGCCAUAACUAUUCGAGACUCAGAGUCUACUCAUACUGCUAAUGAAGCCGGACAUUCAUCAUUUAAUUUCCCUGACGAAACUAUAUCAUACGAAUGUUGUUUUAGAAAUCCAAAUUAUGAUGCUUCUUCACUAAUUCCGAUUGGAUCUACAAUUGUUCGACAACCUUCUGAUUCUCGUCAGUUGUCUUCGCCGCAACGACAUAAGGUAACGAAUAAAACAUGUUUACCCGGAGAUCAUAAUGAAAUUAUUGAGACACCAAAUUUUCUUCGUCUAUCAACAUUACAACCAACCGUUAUUACGAGUGAUCGGGCGAUUUCAGAAAUACCGAAUAGAGGUGUUGAGACUAUUAAUAAUCGGAAUUCCUUGAUAAUUUCGCAAGAUAUGACACAACGAAAAGUUAUGAAUUCAAUAAAUGAAGCUAUCAUGAAUAAUACGUUAAUUCAAACAAACAAUAAUAAUUUGCUGGCAAACAUAAAUUCAGAAAGUGAUAAUAUAUCUGCUUCUACAACGUCCACUAAUUUUAUGACGACAUCUACUUCUACUUCUGGCAUUAAACGAAAACAAGAUAUGAUUUUUGAUGGUGCAAGGUGUCUUUGGGAAACAUGUGCAGCCGUGUUUAGGUCCAUUGAUGAGUUAAUACCACAUCUUUCAAAGUUACAUAUUGCAAGACGUUCAAAUGGAAUUUCAUGUCGCUGGGCAUCUUGUUCAAAAGAACAAGAAAAUGACGAUGAAUUAUUCCAACAUCUAUGCCAUGAUCAUUUGGCAGCACGGGAUCUUCAACAUGGAUGUAAAUGGCAAGGAUGUUAUCUAAGAUUUGAAACAUUUGAAGAGUUAACUGGGCAUGUUAGUGAAGGACAUAUUGGAUGUGGUAGAAGUCAGUAUGUUUGUUAUUGGGAAAGAUGUGAUCGGAACGGGCGUCCAUUCUCGCAACGUCAAAAGGUUAUGCGACAUAUUCAGACACAUACUGGUAAACGUUGUAUGAUAUUUUACGAUAUAAUCAAAGUUCUAGAAUUUCAUACUAAUAUAAUGACUCAACAUAUGAGAACACAUACAGGAGAGCGUCCUUUUAAAUGUCCACAACCCGAUUGUGAUCGUGAGUUUUCUAUAUCUGGUGCACUAACCAUACAUCUUCGAGUUCAUACUGAUGUUGCUUUUAUUAAAAGAGUAGAAAUAGUCCAUGAAGAAGCGAUGGCUCUUAAAGAUUCGCUUUUAAAUACUAUAAGUGUUAAUGAAAAUAUUAUUUCUGAUAUGAAAAUGGAAGAAGUAGAACUUGCUAAUCGAAAUGUAUCAACAGAUAUAGUCACAACAAUGAAUGAAAAAUCUGUUAUGCCCACACUUUUACACACGCAUCCAAUAUCUUUUGACCACAAUGAUCAAUACCUUGUGUUGAACAGAAGAUAUGGUGUUCUUAAUCGUGUGAAAUCGAUUGAUGAAUGCCAAAUGGAUCUCAGUGAUAAUGAAUUUUAUGAUGAUAAGAUAAUUAUAAAUAGAAGAAAAGAAAUAACAGAGACAAAUAAUACAGACUAUACUCUAAGAACAAAAGGUUGGAUACCAAAAAGAAAUGGUAUCAUUCAGCGCAUGACGAGCUUUGAUUCCGAUCAAACGAGAAUUGGCAGUACGACAGGUUUCGAGGAUCACGAGAUAAUUGAUUCUGAAAUAUCUGACGAAGAACAGUUACCAUCGAAAACGUUUGGUUAUUUUUCAUUAUAUAAACCACAUGAAACUCGUACUAAUUAUAAAGUAGAUGAUGAAUUUAUUAUGAUUUUGUCCGAAGAAAAUAAAGUAGUUAAAAAUACAUCAGAGACAGAUAGUGUUGAAUAUGAUACAGAUGAGGAAGAGGUCAUACUAGUUGAUUCAGAACAGGAACUUUUGGACAAGCAAUUCGUCAGAAAAAAGAGAACUUCAACCAUUUCAGAGUCCAAAACGCAAGAAUUACCAUAUCGAUAUAAUCAGGUUAAUUCCCCUGAAUUUCCUACAAAGGAAACUGUUUCAUCUUGCGCAUCUUCACCUCCGUCCCCGACGUUUCUGCCUUCACAUAUUUCACUAAAUAUUUCACUUCAUGUUCCUAAUACUAAAUUAACUUCAAAUAAUCCUGAUACAAAAAUGUCGCCUUGGACUUCAGAUGAAGAUAAAUUACUUAUCGAUGCAGUAUUAGAAUCAUUGGCCCCUUCAUGGGUUCAAAUAUCUAAAAAUAUUAUGAUGCAACGCUCUGAAGACGCGUGCAGAUUACGCUGGGCACGUUUAAAACAAAGGUUAUAUGGAAGUGCUUGA